Molecule: messenger RNA, 7202 nt
Organism: Gasterosteus aculeatus aculeatus (three-spined stickleback)
Lineage: Eukaryota; Metazoa; Chordata; Actinopteri; Perciformes; Gasterosteidae
Source: RefSeq, a predicted model, not a curated record
CGUCGCCCCGUGCCUCCACCCCGCCUGCUCCAUCCAUUCGUUGUUGUCGGGGCGGCGAUGGAGAAGCCGAGGCUCCGCUACCGGCGCCGCUAGCUAGCAGCCACCGAGCCGGGCUAAUCGCCGCGAGCCAGAGGGAGAGCGCGCGAGGGAAAACACGCGCUCCCCGCGGCCCGCCGGGGGAGAAUGGAGACGGUUGAGCAGCUCGUCUCCUUCCACCACGUUCAGGUCCAGUUGAGCGGGGGCGCGCCUUGGGGCUUCACGCUGAAAGGAGGACUCGAGCACGGGGAGCCGCUCAUCAUCACCAAGAUCGAGGAUGGAGGGAAGGCCGCCCUGUGCGCCAAGCUGAGGGUCGGCGACGAGCUGGUGAACAUCAACGGCUCGGCGCUGUACGGCAGCCGGCAGGAAGCCCUCAUCCUCAUCAAGGGGUCGUACCGCCUGCUGAAGCUCGCCGUCAGGAGGCGCAGCGUUCCCGUCCUCAGGCCUCACUCCUGGCACCUGGCGAAGCUGUCGGAGCCGCCGCUCCCCCUCCCUCCUCCUCCUCCUCCUCCUCCUCCUCAGUCCCCUCCUCCCUGCCUCCCCGCCGCCGCCGACUCCCCUCCCCUCCCCCCUCCUCCCCCCCCUCUGACUGCCAUGCAGCUCCACCCCGGCUCGUACCCACUACCCUGGCACGCAGCAGACAACAGUGACUUGUCCUUGCCGUGGGGUCAGCUGUCGCGACCGUACUCCUCCACCGACCGAAGCAGCUCCCUGGGCUCCAUGGAGAGCCUGGACGCGCCGCCGCCCGCCGCGCGGAGCUCCCCCGGCGACCCCGCCCUCUUCCACAACAAGCGGGACUCGGCCUACAGCUCCUUCUCCGCCAGCUCCAACGCCUCCGACUACGCCGCCGCGCCGCUGCGGCCCGGCGACGCCUGCUCCAUGGACAACCUCGCCGCCGCCGACGCCUCGACUCCGGCCGCCGAGGCCCCGGACCAGGCGCAGCUUGUCUCGCCCAAGUCCAGGUCCCUGACCAGGCCCAGAGCGAGGACCGCCCAGGUGAAGGAGAGGCCUUCGUCCUGCUGCUACGAGGGAGGGGACUUCCAGACGGGGGAGGAAGAUGAACCCUCCUCUGCCUCCGACCAGGACGGACAGCUUCAGGGGCGACCGGGCUUCGGGCCACACGGCGCCAGCAAGCGAUGCGUCUCGGCUUCCGUUGAAAUCGCCGGCGUUUCUUCUUACUUUGAGGAAAACAAGUCGUCCCCGGAUGCUGAAUCAGGGAUGCUGAAUGGCUUUUCCGCACCAGAGGACGGCGUCAAAGGCGGGACUCUGAAAGACUCGCAGCGCGUCCGAAGACGCGCCGGCUGCGACGCUCGCGCUGAUAAAGACUUCGUCUCAGCGGCGGCCUCGGGUCACGUCCCCGCCGCGCCCCCUCGGCCGAGUUCCUCGCCGACAGAAUCCUCCGUCGGGCCUGGAGAGGAGUCUCGCGUGGCGCACGGCCCCCCCGAACAGCCCGCGGCCGAUCAAUUCUCGGCGUUGCGAGGUAGAAGCGACGUCUCUCCCUCCGAUGUCUCCACGUGGUCCCCUCCGUCUCCUCGCGGAGACCGGGAUGCUUCUCACGACCCCGUCCACGCGCCCUCAAGGCAGUGGGGGGGGGGCGGCCGCUGCGCGACCCCGGGAUCUGGGGAUCAGGGGACGGGUGUGGGCGGCGGGCACCACCACCCCGGGGCCGCUCCGAGCGUCCCCGGGGACGCCGCUGCACCCUCCGCCCAGGGGACGGCGAGCUCCGAGCAGAUUCUGCAGAGGGACUUUCAGCCUCUGCGCGCCGCCGCCAGCGUGGACACGUUACUGGGGGAGCACGCGGAGUCGGAUAAAGGCGGUAAAAGGGAGGAGGCGGCGGCCGGCGAGGCGGACAUGAGGAAGUCGGCCGCGUCCAAGAACCAGCGGCGAAACCGCCGUCGCGGCGAGCGGUUCGCCACCAACCUCCGCAACGAGAUCCAGAGGAAGAAGGCCCAGCUUCAGAGGAGCCGGGGGCCGGGGGGGCUGCUCUGCAGCGGGGAAACCGUCCAGGAGGAGGAGGGUCCGGACCUCAGCGAGGAGGGGGCGGAGCUUAAACUGCCUCCCCGGCAGAGGAGCGCCCCGAUUGCAUUCGCCUCACCUGCCGGCCCCCCCGACCGAGCACAGGACCCCGAGACGGCGAGGACCUGGAGGGACUCCAACGAGGACGUCUCGCGGACCUGGGCGCCGACCCGCGCUCCAAACCCCGCCCCCUGCAGGUCCGUCCAGAUCCUGGACCCGGGGCUGCCGACUCGGCGCGGCGUCGCGUCGGGAGGGGAGGACGCCGCUGGUUUUUCCGAAAGAACCGAAGACUCCCGACAAGCCGCGCGGCCUCCCCCGGCGUCCCCACCCGGCCUCCCCCGGGAUGAGGCCCCGAGGUCGGCCUUUCAUCCCGUCAACGCGCCGGCCCGCCUCCGCGAGGACCAGCAGCCCCUCCACCCGGGUCACAGGGCGAGGAGCUACACCCAGACGGAGAUGCAUCCCGCCCGGCAACAGGAAACGGCCAAGCUCAACAGGAAGUGCAGCCUGACGGAGAGGGACUCCAGCUGGAGGCGGGAGUCCAGACCCCCAGAGCACCACCAUCAUCAGCACCACCACCAGGGUCCCCGGGGCCGCAGACAGGCCGAUGACGAUCGCAGCGCGCACUCGUCUGCUCCGCCUCCGGCGCCUCUCUCGCUGCGAGGGCGGGCCAUGUCCGAAAACGACCUCCGUUUUGCCAGCGGCGGCGGCGGCGGCCACCGCUGGCCGUCCGUGCCCGUGGCGACCAGCCAGACCCUGAGCGAGGUGGAGGAAGGAGUGGGCGGAGUCGGGGGAGUAGAAGCCGCCCGCGCGAACAGAAAGAAGACGCCGCCUCCGCCGAGACCGCCGCCGCCGAAGUGGGAGCAGUUCCACCGGCGGCGUGCGUCUCACCACGCCUUGUUCGCCUCCUCUCCUCCGCCCGGCUCCACCCCUCCCUCCAUGGACGCCGCAGAGUCACGCCCCCGCUCCUCCUCGUGCGUCCCUCCACCCGAGACUUCCCGACUGAGGUCCUACAGCCUUCCGCCGGAGAGAUGGGAAGUGGCCGAGGGAUGCCCGCGAUGCAGCUGCAGCCGAACCAGGGAACUGCCCCACGCCUCGUCCAAUCAGAAUCCACCACUGAUGCAGGAACAACACUUCAGCCACGCCUCGUCCAAUCAGAAUCCACCACUGAUGCAGGAACAACACUUCAGCCACGCCUCGUCCAAUCAGGAUCCACCACUGAUGCAGGAACAACACUUCAGCCACGCCUCGUCCAAUCAGAAUCCACCACUGAUGCAGGAACAACACUUCAGCCACGCCUCGUCCAAUCAGGAUCCACCACUGAUGCAGGAACAACACUUCAGCCACGCCUCGUCCAAUCAGGAUCCACCACUGAUGCAGGAACAACACUACAGCCACGUCUCGUCCAAUCAGAAUCCACCACUGAUGCAGGAACAACACUACAGCCACGCCUCGUCCAAUCAGAUGCAAGCACGGAUGCAGGAACAACGGUUUAGCGAUGUCUCGUCCAAUCGGACGCAAGCACAGAUGCCGGAACAACACUUUAGCCACGCCUCGUCCAAUCAGAAUCCACCACUGAUGCAGGAACAACACUACAGCCACGCCUCGUCCAAUCAGGAUCCACCACUGAUGCAGGAACAACACUACAGCCGCGCCUCAUCUAAUCAGAACACCACUGAUGCAGUAACAACACUACAGCUACGCCUCAUCCAAUCAGAAUCAAGCCUCAACCCCUGGAGGUGGCGUUUCACCGUUGCUCCGCCCAGUCCCAUGUUCUCCAGGAGGAGCUUCAGGCCCGUAGCUCCGCCCCCAAAAGAGAGGGACCAGAAGGGCAUGUAUGGCGAACAGCAGGAGAGGGUGGAGGUCCGGCUUCCUCCGCCUCCCGCUCCACCAGCAGAGAUCAGCGUGAGCAGCUCAUCCGAGGGGAGGGUCCAGGACAGGGUGACGGCGAAACCGGAGGUGAGACCAGGAGCCGAGUGGGACAGAGCCGCGUCCCCCAGAGUUCAUAGCGACCCAAGCGGAGGCGUCUUACUCCAGUCUUACCUCUCCAUGGACCACGAGCAGCGGCAGCUCCGUGCUACAGGGGGCUUCCAGAGCAUCGGCGAGCCCCAGAAGACCCCCGAACCGGGGACGGAGUCGGAGACGACCCUUAGUCCGAGCCCCGCCCACAGCCUGGACGCGGACCUGGACGUCCCCAUGGAGACGGACAUCGACGACUUCCAGGAGCACGAGGACGGACCGCCGGCGAAGGACGGGCCGAUCACCAGCGAGCUGCCUUGCUUCGCGCUGCCGGUGACGGUGCUGGAGACGGACAUCGACACAGAGGCCUCGCCGCCGGGCUCGCUGGAGGGGGAGGGGCUGGAGGAGGAGCUGGAGGAGGAGGAGGAGCUCCGGGCCGGAGAAGCAGAGAGGCUGAGCCUGGAGGAGCUCUUCCCCCAGAGCUGUGAGGGGGAGCCGGGGAGGGAGAGCUGGAGGGGGGCCUACCGAACCACGGAGCACAACGCCGACAGCUUGGACAGGCGGUCCGGUGCAAGCUCCAGCUGUUCGUCCUACUACAGCACGUCGGCCGCCAAAGCUCAGCUGCUCUCUCAGAUGAAGGACUUCACCGACAACAACAGGGAGGAGGACGACGAGCUGACCUACAAGAAGCAGCUGAUGGAGAGCCUCCGCAAGAAGCUGGGAGUUCUGAGAGAGGCUCAGAGGGGACUGCAGGAGGACAUCAGAGCCAACGCACAGCUGGGGGAGGAGGUGGAGAGCAUGGUGGUGGCCGUGUGCAAACCCAACGAGGUGGACAAGUUCCGCAUGUUCAUCGGCGACCUGGACAAAGUGGUGAGCUUGUUGCUGUCGCUGUCCAGCAGGCUGCUGAGGGUGGAGGCCGCCCUGGAGACGCUGCACCCCGACGCGGAGCUUCACGACAGGCUCCCCCUGCAGGAGAAGAAGCAUCAGCUCAUGAGGCAGCUGUCCGAGGCCCAGGACCUGAAGGACCACGUGGACCGCCGAGAGCAGGCCGUCAGCCGGGUGCUGGCCCGCUGCCUCUCCCCCGAGCUCCACCGGGACUACAGCCACUUUGUGAAGAUGAAGGCCGCCCUGCUGGUGGAGCAGAGGCAGCUGGAGGACAAGACCCGGCUGGGGGAGGAGCAGCUGAGGGGGCUGAGGGAGAGCCUGGGCCUGGGGCUCGGGAUCGGCAUGGGAAUGUCGAUGGGAUACGGACAUUACUGAGGAAAAAUAUACAUGAACCCCCCCUCAACCCCCCCCGGAGGAGAUGAAGACGCAAGAGGAUGAAGAAAGAGAAAGCAAACGCGCACGAUUCUUAAAGGAACAGUUUGAUAUUUUGAAGCUCCACCGCCGACCUCAGAAUCCAAGAUGGCUGCCCAGCGCGUCAGCAGUAAAAAAGCUGUAAUGAUGCUCUGUUUGUUUACACCAGUCAGACCUACAGUGGCUAACAGUGCCUAGCAGUAGCUGUCAGUGGCUAACAUUGUAUUUUCAGCUCACAUCUCCUCACGGAACGCGGCCUUCGGGCUAAGCUAAGCUAACCGUGUCUCCCAGCCUCGCCAAAAUGUCAAACUGUUCUUUUACGGGUUAACAGAGAUCCAGAAGUUUGUUUUGACAGAACAUAAAAGACAAAAGAAGAAGACGACGACGACAGAACUCUUAAAACACUAAAAAUACACUAAAAACGAGCCGACAACUUGUGAAUAUUAAUAAACGCUCCUUACACGCAUACGCAAUGUGUGUCAAUGGCACUAUCCUUCCUCCAACGCUACGUUGCCAAAGACCUUUUCUCUCUCCAACGUGUCGCCGAGACGCUGCUUUAUUUUGCUGUUUAUUUUUUUGUUUAGUAUUUAAAUCUCCGGGUUCAGAGAAUCGAAGGAGACUUUUUUCUUCCGGUGCGCCGCGCUGAAGAAAGACAUUAGCGACACUUUCGUCAAUUUAUGAAGAUGCAGUAUAAGUAACUGGUAUUAUUUUUUGUAUUGCCACCUGCUUACAGCAACAUCUAUAGUGUAUUAUCUCCUGUAAUACUAUGAUACUUUGUACUCCCCAUGGGGGGUUUGAGACCCCACCGACUCCCCUGUUUUGUACAGAAGACACUGGUGUUUAUAAUGUAGACAGUGUGUAUAUACUGCUGUUGUUCCUUUGAAUGACUGGAAUAGUUUGUAAAAAUUAGUUGGAAAAGACGAACCAGAAGGCGGAGAUGAGUCGGCGUUUACUGUAUAUUUUGUGGGGUUUUGUCAUCUUUUUAAAGGUUUAUCCUCCCCGACUCUUCACCUCGUCCCACCUCACGUUUAAAGUGGGUUUUCUAGCUGAGAUUAAGAAGCCGACAGUCCGCUAGCGUAGUUUAGCAUGAAGACUGGAAUUCUGUCCACAGAAACAUCGCUGUGUUUCCCGGUCUUCGCGCUAAGCUAACGUAGCUUCAUGUUCAGCGUAGAUUUGAGAGUGUAUCCAUCUUCUGAGCAAUAAGUCAUUCUCUAUUGCUUUAAGAUUUGAUUCCAUUAUGUUUAUUUCGUUUGUUAAAAGUUCCACAAAUCUGUUUUUCCACAUCUGUGCCUUCCUUUACGAGCUUUGACCUGUAAGCUAAGACGCUCCGGCUGCCUUUGGAAAUCAACAAGAAAUAGGGGAAUGGGGGUAUAUUUGGGCAGAUGAAGUUAAGUGGAAAAAACACAUUAGUUUCAACAAAUCUGCAUCUUAAAGUUUAUUGAAAGUUGUAGUUUGUUCUCCGAUAUAUUCCUGCUGUUUUAACGCAGAACAAACCCAGAAUAUACUCUUUGCAUUCCACGUGUAUUCUUCUGAACCGACCGGAAACAUAUCGACUCGACGAGAGAGGAAAGAACGUUGCUUGUUGAGAUUAUUAUCUUCUGUUUUUUUGUGUGUUUGUAAAAUGCAUUACGACUUGUCUAACUGCAGAAACACUCACGUGAGAAAAGAAAAGUACCAUAAAUAAUAAUAAUAGUGUUUUAAACUAGCUUCACGUCUCCUGUUGUGAUUGACAUCUACUGUGGGUGAAGACGUAUCAAGCGCAUAGACAUUUCAUUAUUUUUUUAAGCGUCUCACAGCGAGAAAAAUGUUUUUCCUUCCACUUUUAAAUUUUAAUUGUAGGAAGAAAGACAUGCAGCUGCAAAUAUUUACUACAUUACAAGAAACUGACGUUUCCCCAG